UGUCCAGCUUAGUAGACAUCAAAGCCUGAUGAAUACUUGUGAAAUAAGCCUGGACGAUCUGGAUUCCAUUUGCCUGCUAUCUCGACCAGAAGCAUUAGGAAGCAAAUAUGCGAUAUCACUAUCAAGGACCUGAACUGAGACGCUCUUCAAACUCUUCAUUAUUCAAGCCAUCGAAAAACAGCUGCGAUUUUGAAAUACACUAUUCGUCAUUAGUUAUGAAGGCUGCUAGGCUAAUAACACAGAAAGUUGUAUUUUUUGUUUACUUCAUGAUGAAUUAAUACGAAAGAAAAACGGUAGUUUCGCGCUGUACCGUAUCUUUUACUACACAAGACACAAUUCCUGCUGUAUCACCA
This is a messenger RNA of Acanthoscelides obtectus, 353 nucleotides long. Lineage: Eukaryota; Metazoa; Arthropoda; Insecta; Coleoptera; Chrysomelidae. The record is from the annotation of a GenBank genome assembly.